GAAUUUGUAUGUUGUGUUAUUUUUUUGGAUUAUAUUUGUUCGGAAUUUUUAUUUUAUUUGGAUAUUUUGGAUUCUUUAUUUCUUUUGAUGUUUUGGUUAACAAUUUGUUUGGGUUUUAAGUAUUGGAUUUUUGGAUGUUAUGUUCUAUGGAUUUUUUAUGUUACUUUCUUUUGGUUUUUGGAAAUUAGGAACGCGCUGGAAGUUGGAGCUGGGUAUAUCCCGCCUGAUUACGGCCUGUUCUUUGUGUUUGGAUUGUUAGUUCUUUGGAUUUUAUGGAUGGUUAGUUCUUUGGAUUUUAUGGAUGUUGACCUGUUCUUUGUGUUUGGAUUGUUAGUUCUUUGGAUUUUAUGGAUCGUUAGUUCUUUGGAUUUUAUGGAUGUUGACCUGUUCUUAUUGUUUGAAUGGUUAGUUCUUUGGAUUGGAUGUUAAGUGCGUUGGAUUUUUGGAUUUUGUUCUUUGGAUUUUACGGAUGUUCAGCUCUUUUGGUUAUUAAAUUUUUGGAUCUUUUGGAAUUGGAAAGUAUUUUGUUUAGAAGCGAUGUUAUGGUUAUUCUUUUUUGUUUAGUUGAUUUU
Molecule: messenger RNA, 572 nt
Organism: Meloidogyne enterolobii
Lineage: Eukaryota; Metazoa; Nematoda; Chromadorea; Rhabditida; Meloidogynidae
Source: the annotation of a GenBank genome assembly